AUGCGGUUCAGAUUGAAGUCAACUUGUGCCAAGGAGCAAGACAACUUGUCAGCACGUUAUACGCUGGUGCCAGCGGCAGUCCUUGCCUUAUUAAUUGCUCCUAACAGUGAGCAUACACUAAUAAGCAGGCUUUGGGCUUUCAGCGUGUAUUUGAAAGCACUCUCAAUGUUGCCUCAGCUUCGUCUGAUGCAAAAUGAGAAGAUGUUUGAGCCAAUUACAGCACAUUAUGUUUUUGCAAUUGGUGUUGCAAGAUUCUUGGGCUUUGCAUUCUGGAUCGUUAUGGUUUACCAGACAGGGGGGAAGUUUCUAUUUUUGGUUGGAUACGGUUCGUUAUGGGUGCUGAUGGCUUUUAUAUCAGAAAUCAUUCAUACGUUUAUCUUGGCUGAUUUUUGCUACUAUUAUGUGAAACUGAGUUGGAAUUUGAGAAAGUUGGCUUGGAACAUUGAUUUGUUUCACCGCCCGCCCGUCCGCCCCCACGGGUCUCUCUCUCUCCCUCUCUCCUUCUCGCCGGUUUUUGGCUUAAAUGGGCGGAAUCUCAUCUGA
Molecule: messenger RNA, 543 nt
Organism: Diospyros lotus (date-plum)
Lineage: Eukaryota; Viridiplantae; Streptophyta; Magnoliopsida; Ericales; Ebenaceae
Exons: 5
Coding region: 1-543 (180 amino acids)
Biological process (GO): protein retention in ER lumen
Cellular component (GO): membrane
Molecular function (GO): ER lumen protein retrieval receptor activity
Source: RefSeq, a predicted model, not a curated record